AUGAACUCUUCAAAAGAUCAAAAUGCCAAAUUGGAAUUUCUAAGAGAGGUUGCUGAUCGUAACACGAUCCAGAUACCAUCACCAUUCAAAAAAUUGCAUUACAAGAAACCAAAUAGAAGGCAUAAACCAGCAAGACAAUUAAUAACUGAUGAAGCAAGGCGGAUAAAUACCAUUUUACAAAAGGAUAAAGAGAAUGAGGAUCCACAUCAUCAUAUGUUGGUCCCCAAAGUAACGUUCUUCAAUGUGGAGGCACCACCAGCAAUGAAGCCAACCAAGAAAUAUUGUGAUAUAACCGGUUUGAAGGGGAAUUAUAGAUCACCAACAAAUAAUAUCAGAUACCAUAACUCAGAAAUUUACCAAUUGAUAGUGAAACCAAUGGCUCCAGGUAUAGAUCAAGAAUAUUUAAAGCUUAGAGGCGAUAAUUUUGUUCUGAAAUGA
Naumovozyma castellii is the source of this 438-nucleotide messenger RNA. It is a transcript of the gene IES6, whose product is annotated as Ies6p. The transcript has a single exon. Bases 1 to 438 code for a protein of 145 amino acids. NCBI's taxonomy places the organism in Eukaryota, Fungi, Ascomycota, Saccharomycetes, Saccharomycetales, Saccharomycetaceae. The record is from RefSeq and is a predicted model, not a curated record.